Molecule: messenger RNA, 3166 nt
Organism: Pungitius pungitius (ninespine stickleback)
Lineage: Eukaryota; Metazoa; Chordata; Actinopteri; Perciformes; Gasterosteidae
Gene: cnih3
Product: cornichon family AMPA receptor auxiliary protein 3
Exons: 7
Coding region: 519-1001 (160 amino acids)
Biological process (GO): endoplasmic reticulum to Golgi vesicle-mediated transport; regulation of AMPA receptor activity
Cellular component (GO): COPII-coated ER to Golgi transport vesicle; synapse; dendrite
Source: RefSeq, a predicted model, not a curated record
AAUCAGUUCACCCAGAAUCCUGCGCGAUUCGGUUCCCGAGGCGGGGAGCGUCAUUGAGGCUGAUCAGAGAUUCACGGCACGUGGAUCCGCUUCAUGCGCACCCCGGGGUUUGCUGCUCUUUAAAUCCACCUGUUCACGCCCCCCCGUCGCUGGUUUAUUUUUUAACCCCUUGUGACUCGAGAGGAGCUCUCAUACCGCCACACGGACACGCACGCACGCACGGCGGCCGCGGACUGAAUGGAUUACCUGGUCGUCUUUGCGCACUAACCCCAUCACUAUUUGAGACUCCGAAGUCACAUCGCACGAUCCGUCUGGAGAGCUUCGGCUUUUUCUCCUGCAAACGUUGCAAACACGGGGUGAAGUCAUGGUGCCGGCAACGCAUCGGCGUCUCAUGGCACCGUGAGGACUUCCCUCCCGUGUCUCCCUCCGUUCUUCCUUUUUUCCCUCGUCUCUUUUGGGUGUUUUUUUCUUUAGAUGUGUGUCAGCGGGGAUAAGCUCCGCCGUUUCCCCUUUCAAUUAUGUUCACUUUUGCUGCCUUCUGCUACAUGCUGUCUCUUGUCCUCUGUGUGUCCCUGAUCUUCUUCGCAAUAUGGCAUAUUACAGCUUUCGAUGAGCUCCAGACUGAUUUCAAGGUGCCGAUCGAUCAGGGCAACCCACUACAUGCGAGGGAGAGACUGCGGAACAUCGAAAGGAUCUGCAACCUGCUAAGGAAGUUGGUGCUACCAGAGUACUCCAUCCAUGGACUCUUCUGCAUUAUGUUCCUGUGUGCCCAGGAGUGGCUGACGGUGGGCCUCAACAUCCCCCUGCUCUUCUACAACACGUGGAGUAGGUACUUCCAUUCCCCAACGGACACGAAGGAGCUACUCUAUGACCCGGCAUCGGUGAUGAAUGGCGACACGCUCAAGUUCUGCCUAAAGGAGGCCUGGUGCAAGCUGUCCUUCUUUGUCCUCUCGUUCUUCUACUAUCUGUACUGUGUCUGGAACCUGGAUAUAUCCCUCUAAUAGGUCUUAUCAAUGGAAACACUAAAAGUAUGAUCCACUCCUGGGUUACCUCAUAACAACUGAUUUAUCAGCAACAGGAAAGAGAGAAAGACGCCUCCAGGAUACACGCGCUGCCACUGUCUUGGGUCUAGAACUGAAAGACAGGUUAUUUGAAAGAAGAUUACAGGUGGGGUGGGGUAUUGAAGCUUCUUUUCAGUUUCAUUUGUACAUAAAAACUGAAGCCUAGAAGUCCUGUUUACAGAUUGAAUGGUUGUAGCGAGGACCCGAUGUCACCAUUGCCUGGCCAACGUUUGUACCACACACACGUCCACAGCCUCCUGGUGGUACUGUUUACUUACUGCACGGUAGCAGUGGCGGUAGCCCCGGAGGACAGAAGAGCACAGUAGCGUUUGCACAGUUUGUCUCAGGCAAAGCAUGGCGGAGUGCUGUGUCCACCCCCCCCCCCCCCCCCCCUUCAUUCGACACCUCACCAACCCGUAGCUUUAGCAGUGAGCCUUGAAACGAGGGACGGAUGGAAAAAGUGGACGCACGGAUAACCCUGUACAGAUAAGAGACGGGUGGGUGUGGAGAGGUUGGGGUGGGGGCACCUGAGCAGCUAGUACUCAGCCUCCCCCCCCCACACACACACACACACAGAAUGGCACACACAGUCCAAGGCCUGUGGGUUGGUCUUUCUGACAUUAUGGCUUUUGUGACGUGUGCAUUUUAGUGUAUUCAUAAACAAAGGCAUCCAAUUGAAAGCAAAGCGGUCCUCUAUACAACUAAUGCCUUCUUAGUGUUGUCCUUAGUGUCGUUCUACUGUGGCAAACUUUUCUAAAAACUAAAGACUGACACCUGUUCGGGCUUUUAUAGAGGGACCACACAAUCUUUGCACAAAUAUGUGUAUUUGAACUUGCACAGUAUUCACACUAUUUGGCUAUGUAUUGGAUAAUGGUAAUUUGAGAUAGAUGAAGGUCUUCCAACAUGUAAACUACUAUCCCGCCCUGUUUGAGGACGGGGACAAUAUGAAUCUUUUCUAGAGCGAUUUACACCAUGGACAAAAAUGUUGUUUUUUCAGUAUUUAAAUGGAUUUUCUUGCUGUCUAUUUGUGCGAUUCCAAUGGCUUGCCUCAAUCCUCUACCUUAAAAAAAAUCCAAAUAUAACCACACCAUGACAUGGAAAGUAAAGAAAACAGAAGAUAAGAAAGGUGCUGAGCAUGGAUCCAUAUUUCUUCUGUGAUUUGAACAAAACCAAUUGUAGCAAGUGAUGAAGACCCAUAAGAAACAUCUCCGUCACCACUCUUCAAACAUGGCAGCUUGGUCAGUGGCCAAGCGUCUUUGUUAGUUUGUUAAACCUGGAGGUUUAGGCAACAAAAGCCUGUGGUUAGAUCUAGGGAAAGACGGUAGUGUAAAGACAGUACAGUUGUUGCAUAGUAGGCUACAUUACAUGUUCAAAUGUAAGUCUACACAGGACUUGAACACAUGUCUUCCUGGAGAAAUUCCUGUGUCUUAGACUCUUACGUUAUGUACUGUUGCUUAACGUAUUAACUUUAAACUGUUAUGUCACUGUUGACUUUUGGGGCUUUUUCUCAAGAAACCCCAAUAUUGUGGCAUGUCAUGGAACUUAUGUAUGUAAAUCUAUAUGGUAUAUCAUAACUUAUGUCAUGUUAAGUAACUCAACAUACUCAGGUAAGUCAAUGUUGACUUGUGAUGUUAUUCUGACCCUACCAUGCACCACAACAAACUUCACGCUUUGUACCUCUUCGCCAUCAUUUUGGGCCAUUGACCAAGCAGCCAUAUUUGAUGAUGUUAGAAAUGAGAAUGAUUGGCAUUCAUAUGAGAUCUGUCAGAGAAUAUUGAGGUUUAACUGUAUAAUGAUUUAAAGAUCACCAUACUUGCAGCUGGAACAAAUUCAGUCUCUCGCUCUGAAACAGAGCAGGAGCUUGAAACUUGCAUUUUCAAUGUGUAGCACAGUGUUCUGACCACUCUUUGGAUCUUCACCGUUGUCUUCACACAUGGAGUUCACUUUCUAAGCUGCCACUCAGAAAGCAGAUAAGAAUGCCCAGAUGUUAUUGUUGUUUUAUCUUAUUCUUAUUCAAGCAUUUUCUAUUCUUACUGUGUAUGUGCCCAACCAAGUAAAAUUUAGAUAUUGUUUAUCGAAUAAAGUAUUUUAAAAUCAAAGAUUGA